Messenger RNA from Anarrhichthys ocellatus (wolf-eel), 7764 nucleotides. It is a transcript of the gene kidins220a, whose product is annotated as kinase D-interacting substrate 220a. The record is from RefSeq and is a predicted model, not a curated record. Gene Ontology annotation, molecular function: PDZ domain binding; protein kinase regulator activity. Lineage: Eukaryota; Metazoa; Chordata; Actinopteri; Perciformes; Anarhichadidae. Bases 1976 to 7111 code for a protein of 1711 amino acids. The transcript has 32 exons.
CAUGCUCAUAAUAGGGUUUAUAAAAUGUGAAUCUGCAAAAAUAGUAAAAAAAGUACACUAUUUCCUGGUACAGUUGGUCUUGACAGUUAAAACAUCUAAAACUUUAGGGUCCUGUUCUAAUGUAGACAAUAAGAUUUUGGGGUUUCUGACCCCUUCUGCUCCGCCACAUGAGACGCCCCUCUAACCAGGGGUAGUAGUGGGCGGAGCUACGGACUGUCCUGUAUGUGGCAGGUUCACGUUACACCGUUAAACACAGCAGCCUCAGCAUGUGGAAACGGUGUUUCUGACUAAAUUAUCCGCGCGAGAAUCAAAACACAGAGCAGCCCAGCCUAGGUAAGAGCAUCUUCACGUUGUGCACUGUACUUUUUUCUUCUUCUUCUCUCCUUUUAGAGGUGAAACAAGUGUGAGGACCUGUUGGAGAGCUAGCCACUCUGAGCUAACGUUAGCCUGUUGCGUUAGCCGCUGGCAGUUUGGCUAGCGAGUGUUUCGCUGUUGACAGUAGUAAACACGGGAAGUCAGUCCGCUCGUAACAUCCUUCUCAAAACCCGAACAAUACACACCAGAUAAAAGUAGGUUAAUACUUUACUUUUCUUUAUCUGGUCAUAUGUGAGGCCACACAUGUAAUAUCUCUCUGUGUGUGUGUGUGUGUGUGUGUGUGUGCGCGUGCGCGUGUGUGGGUGUCUUAUCCAGAUGUUUAACUACUUUUUUGACAAGCCGCAGUCGGAAGGGCUGUUGCGCCAAACCUGCUCUUAUUAGACAUGUUACUCUUAAAUUGCAGGUGCAGCAUAUACCCACAGUAAUGCAUCACAAGCAGAAGGUUUACUGGGUUAAAUAUAUACCCUUUCAAAGUAAAACUGUGCUGACGUGAAAUGCAGACCCUGGUAUUUUCAGAAUAAAACUGUGCUGAUGUAAAAAGCAGACCUUGGUAUGUGACAGGGGAACUGAAUCCUCAGCAGUUUCACACCCAAGACGACAAGCCAUGAAGUGCUGACUUGUUAAAUUUAGAGAUGGUAUCCAGUGUGGCCUCCCAGGUUCCUGUUAAUCUGUGUUCACAGCUGACAGGGAGUUUUAUGAGUUUUGAUGACCAUAUCAAAUGUGUUGUUGCAUAAACACUGAACCACAUAUGACCUGAAAGUAGAUCCGGGUGUUUUUAUAUGUUUAAACGGAAUACUGGUGUGUAGUAAAACCGGAGAUGUCUAUACCAAGACAUCAUCUGUGUUUUCCUGCUUUACGGUUAUAUGACGAAUAUUUAUGUUUUUUUUUUUUUUAUGUUUUAGUGGGAAUGCUGGAAAAAUUCCCUUACCUGUUUGGUCAUCGUAUCUACUUUACAACUAAUUUCCUUAUUCAAAAUGUCUUAUUCUUGUGUGUAAAUGUACGCUAAAAGCAGUAAUACCUUCUUUAUAGAGCCGAUAUUAUUUGUCACAUUUUAUAGACCAAAUGAUGAAUCGAGUAAUUUAGAAAUUGUCACAUUAGUCUGAAAUGAAAAGAGUUGUUAUUUGCAGCCCUACUCUGAAAUAUAAAUCAUACAUUGAUACAUACAUUUCAGUCGAUAUUUGAAUAAAACUACAGUGUUUCAGAAUUAGUCUUAACAUUUUGGCUUCAAUUGAUUGAGUCAAUUAAACACACUUAAAAUAACAAGCCAGCAGCCGCUCCCAUUGAUUUCAACCACAUUUUACUUUUACACGAUUUAAGCCAGCAUCUUAUUUCCUCUCCCCUUUUAUCGAUAUAAUUUGGUGCUCAGCAGUGCAUGCAAUGAAUGGAAAUCAGGUCGCAUGUGCCUAUUGUGUUGGAAAGAGAUGGGCGUCGGCCAGCCCCCCUCAUCUAAUAUUCAGCCGUGAGUGAAGGGGGAUGCUGAGCACUGCUUGUUGAUUCUGUUUGCGAGUGAACGAGGGAUAACGAUUGGUGUUGUUGAGUGGCCACAUCAAUAUAAGCCUCACCCUACACUAAGCGGUGCACAGGUGGUUAGCGGCCCGCCAUGGAUACCACCAACUCCCUGAAGAUGACCUCUCUGGCCAUCCAGAGCCUGUUCAGCUACGUGGAGGAGGAGAACCUGGCCGCCAUCAAAGCCCACUUGGACAAGUUCAGAGAUGUGGACAGCAGGAGCGAUAAUGGACAGACUCCCCUGAUGGUGGUGGCAGAGCAGGGCAAUCUGGAGAUAGUGCAAGAGCUCAUUAGGAGAGGAGCCAACGUUAACUUGGACGAUGUUGACUGCUGGACCUCGCUGAUCUCGGCAGCGAAGGAGGGCCACAUCGAGGUGGUGAGGGAGCUGCUGGAGAACAAUGCUAACCUGGAACAUCGAGACAUGGGAGGUUGGACCGCUCUCAUGUGGGGAGCCUAUAAAGGUCGUGCAGAUGUGGUCCAGCUGCUCUUGGAGAAGGGAGCUAACCCCAACAUCACUGGUCAGUACAGCGUCUACCCCAUUAUCUGGGCGGCGGGUCGAGGCCACGCAGAGAUUGUCCAUCUCCUGCUGCAGCACGGAGCCAAGGUUAACUGCUCCGACAAGUAUGGGACCACUCCUUUGAUCUGGGCAGCCAGGAAGGGCCACUAUGACAGCGUCAUGCACCUUCUGGCCAACGGGGCCGAUGUGGACCAAGAAGGAGCGAACUCAAUGACCGCUCUGAUUGUGGGAGUGAAAAGCGGCUCUACAGAGGUUGUGAAGGAGCUGCUGAAGAAUAACCCAAAUGUCAACAUGACGGACAAGGAUGGCAACACAGCCCUGGCCAUCGCUGCCAAGGACGGUCACACCGAGAUCGUACAGGACCUGCUGGAUGCCGGCACCUACGUCAACAUCCUGGACAGGAGUGGGGAGACGAUGCUGAUUGGAGCCGUGAGAGGAGGUCAUGUGGAGAUAGUUCGAGCUCUGCUGAACAAAUACGCUGAUAUUGACGUCCGGGGCCUGGAUGGAAAGACUGCCCUCUACUGGGCAGUGGAGAAAGGCAACGCCACCAUGGUGAGAGACAUCCUGCAGUGUAACCCUGACACUGAGAGCUGCACUAAGGAGGGAGAGACCCCACUCAUCAAAGCCACAAAGAUGAGGAGCAUAGAGAUAGUGGAGCUCCUGCUAGAUAAAGGAGCCAAGGUGUCUGCAGUGGAAAAGAAAGGAGACACACCCCUCCACAUCGCCAUUCGAGGCCGCAGCCGGAAGUUGGCUGAGCUGCUGCUGAGGAACCCUAAAGAUGGCCGCCUGCUUUACCGCCCAAACAAAGCCGGGGAGACGCCGUACAACAUCGACUGCACCCACCAGAAAAGCAUCCUCACACAGAUAUUUGGAGCCAAGCACCUCGGCCCCUCCGAGUCCGACGGAGACAUGUUGGGUUAUGACCUGUAUAGCAGCGCUCUAGCAGACAUCCUUAGUGAGCCCACCAUGCAGCCACCUAUCUGUGUUGGCCUUUACGCUCAGUGGGGCAGCGGGAAGUCUUUCCUUCUCAAGAAACUGGAGGAUGAGAUGAAGACCUUCGCGGGCCAGCAGAUAGAGCCAUUGUUCCAGUUCUCGUGGCUGGUGGUCUUUCUCACGCUGCUACUCUGCGGCUCAGUGGCCUUGCUUCUGGGCUUUACCGUCGAUCCCCAGCUGGCUAUCGCCGUCUCCCUCAGCCUCCUCGCUCUAAUCUACAUCUUUUUUGUGUUGGUGUACUUCGGAAGUCGGCGUGAGAGGGAGAGCUGGCGCUGGGCGUGGGUCAUCAGCACCCGUCUGGCUCGCCAGGUCGGUUACCUGGAGCUGCUGCUCAAACUGAUGUUUGUCAACCCCCCCGAACUUCCUGAGCAGACCACCCGCGCACUGCCUGUCAGGUUCUUGUUCACCGACUAUAAUCGUCUGUCCAGUGUCGGAGGGGAGACCUCCAUGGCUGAGAUGAUCGCCACGCUCUCUGAUGCCUGCGAGAGGGAGUUUGGCUUCAUGGCCACCAGACUCUUCAGGGUUUUCAAGAAAGAUGAGAUCCAAGGUAAGAAGUGGAAGAAGACAUGUUGUGUUCCCUCAUUCGUGCUGUUUGCCUUGACACUGGGAUGCCUGAUCACCGGUAUAGCCCUGUUGGCCAUCUUUAAGGUGGACCCUGAUAAUUUGACAGUAAAUGCAGUGCUGAUAGCCAUGGCCAGUGUGGUGGGCCUGGCCUUACUGCUCAACUGUAAGACCUGGUGGCAGGUGGCCGACUCCGUCCUCAACUCCCAGAGGAAACGGCUGCACAGUGCUGCCGACAACUUGCAUAGGCUCAAGAGUGAAGGAUUUAUGAAGGUUCUGAAGCAGGAAGUGGAGCUAAUGUCAAAAAUGGCCAAAACCAUUGAUGGCUUUACCCAGAACCAGACUCGCAUGACCGUCAUCAUCGACGGACUGGACGCCUGUGAGCAGGACAAAGUUCUGCAGAUGCUGGACACGGUGAGGGUACUCUUCUCCAAAGGCCCUUUUAUCUCCAUCUUUGCCAGUGACCCCCAUAUUAUCAUCAAAGCCAUCAACCAAAACCUCAACAGUGUGCUGAGAGACUCCAACAUCAACGGGCAUGACUACAUGAGGAACAUCGUCCACCUGCCGGUAUUCCUCAACAGCAGAGGUCUCAGCGCGGCCAAAAGGCUCUGCCUGGCAGCGCCUGUCAAUGGAGAGACCUCGUCCGCUGAGGGAUGGCAUGAAGACAUGGACAGGAAGAUGUCUCAGAGCAGCGUGGACCAGGCCAAGUUUGGCAGCAAGAACGCCCUAAACCGCAGGGACACGUACCGGCGUCGGCAGAUGCAGAGGACCAUCACCAGACAGAUGUCCUUCGACCUGACCAAGCUGCUGGUGACCGAGGACUGGUUCAGCGACAUCAGCCCACAGACCAUGAGGAGGCUGCUCAACAUCGUUUCUAUCACCGGUCGUCUGUUGCGAGCCAAUCAGAUCAUCUUCAACUGGGAUCGUCUGGCGUCAUGGAUCAACCUGACAGAAGAGUGGCCUUACAGGACGUCGUGGAUCAUCCUCUUUUUGGAAGAGAGCGACGGAGUGUCGGACCAGAUUGCUCUCAAGACGAUCUAUGAGAGGAUCUCCAAGAACAUCCCGACCACGAAGGACGUGGAGCCGCUGCUGGAGAUUGAUGGAGACGUCCGCAGCUUCGAGGUCUUCCUGUCCUCCAGGACGCCCGUUCUCGCUGCUAGAGAUGUUGAGAUGUUCCUGCCCUGCACCGUCAACCUGGACCCCAAACUCAGGGAGAUCAUAGCAGAUGUGCGAGCGGCCAGGGAGCAGAUGCACAUGGGAGGAGUGACCUAUCCCACGCAGCCCCUGCAAGAGGCAGUGCCCCGUCCCCAGUCGGGCUAUGGCCAGCCCUCUGCCGCCUGCUCCCCAGCGGGCUCCUUCGCCGGAUCUCUGCCUUCUCAGCCUCACAGUGCCUACUUCAGUGGGAUGACUGGCCCUCAGCACCCCUUUUACAACCGGCCUUAUUUCCCCCAUCAUGUGUAUCACAUGCCAAGGCCUUUCUCCCACCAUGUCCCCUCAUCCUCGCGCCCCACCAUUAAACCACCCGGUCAACAUAAGGACGGCACCAAUGGACUACAUUUAAAGUCGCUGCCUUACAAAUUAAAGCAGGUCUCUCCUGAGGCCCUGCUUAGCUCUCUGAACACAGAUGCAGUGUGUGAGCGCCUCAGACAGCUAGAUGGAAUCGACCCCAGCAUGCUGCCUCAGUACACAUCCAUCAUCAAGAAGGCUAAUAUAAAUGGCAGAGUGCUGUUUCAGUGCAACCUGGAUGAGCUGAAGAAAGAGAUGGAGAUGAACUUCGGCGACUGGCAGCUCUUCAGGGGAACGGUGAUGGAACUACGUCACACUGAAACCCAGGCUCCGCUUCAAGACGAGUCCCGAGCUGCUAGCGAGCAGGACAGCAGCUCGCACCACAGGGAGCCCAGCAGACGCUCGGGGGGGGCCCAGCAUGAAGCGGCAGCCUUCAGCCUGAAUCUGAGCUUUGAGGAGCUCAGCGGAGCAGGGCUGGAGGAACCUCCGAGACACAGCAACAACUCGCACUGGCCGGUGGCAAAUCUCUGCACCUCGAGCAUGUCCAGCCUCAACUCUCAGGAAUCCUCAAAUGACAUCUGCAAGCUGACGGACAAGCAGCAGUCUGAGUACCACGAUGCCUACAGGGAGUACAUCGCUCAGAUGGCGCAGGUGGAGAUGUCCGGCGUUGGGGGAGAGAGGCCCGUGCAGCCCCACCCUGGACAAUUCCUCCAGGCUGCCAGCUCAGAGGACAAAGGGGCCAAGGAAGGAGCUGACCAAGACAGCCGCAAAUCCUUCACCAAGAGAGGCUCCAAGACUAGUGAUGCCACAGACUUCCCCUCAGGGACCGAUGCCCAGCCUCUAGACCCCAUCAGUGAAGAGGAUGAGAAGCUGGACCGCAGUACAUUGUCCAGGAUUCCGGGCUCCAGGAAGAAGGUAGGCGGGUCAUUGUACCACAAGCUGCCCAGCGAUGAAGACUCCGGCCCAGAAGAGGCCGACAACACCACACCUCUCCUCCACAAAGAGGGUAGAGCUGGUGCUCUGUCCUUCCACAGCGGCUCCCAGCCCAUUGGGCUCCUGACAAAGCCUGGCUUCCUCACCGAAAUCCUCCUGGAUAAGAAGGACUCGUCUGACUCAGGGAUGCGCUCCAGUGACAGCUCCUCAGACCGCUCUCUAGAGGAGGCUGAAGAAGAUGCUGACGGAGAGAGAGGAGCACUGAAGCCCAGCCUGAUUGAACUGGAGCUGGAGGGUCUGGUGAAGAAGAGGGGCCUCCUCCCCAGCAGCCUGAGCGGCCUGCAGGACGCGGCGGUGGCCCGCAUGUCCAUCUGCUCCGAGGCGCCGUCCGAGGCCAGCCUGAUGGCCAGCAGCCCAGAUGAGGGGUGGCCGUCUAGCGGGGUCAGCAACCUCAACUGCACCACCAGCAUCAGCAUUCUUAAUAACAACGCAAACAGCCCUGACGACACCAACAACACCAACAACAGCCAUAAGCAGCCGGUUAACAUCACAGGCACGGAUUCUACCACCUCCUCCUCCUCCUCCAGCCUCAACCUCUCGCCAGCUGUCAUCAUCACCCCCGGCAGCAGCAGAAGUACUGCCAACACCACAACCGCAGCCAUCCACAACCAGAACCUGCGCACCAUCAGCCUGGGAGACGAGACGGAGAGCGUCCUCUGAGGAGCUGCUCGUUAUUCUGAGAAGGGCCACAUAGACUGUUGUUCUUGAUGUUGUUACACUGUUAGUGUUGUGACGUGUUCCAAAGAAUUAGAGUAGAUAUGUGUUCUACUGUUAGAAAGGAAAUGUGUAAUCUAGUGCAAUCUGAAGCUUUACUUUAAUCACCUUUAUUUUAAAAAUUACAAAUCUAAAGACACAUUAUUAACUACAAUUGACUACAAAGUUAAUGAUACCAAAAAUACUUCUGUCAGGUCAAAUUGGGAUUGCUUUAACUGUCCCAUGCGUUUGGAUGUUUUAGGUGUGAUUUCUUGCGUGAAUAUGGUGCUGUUGUGGAAAUAAUCUAGUCUAGUAGUCUAGUGAUGAAAUGUUACAUGUUGUGGACGUUAUACGUUACAAAAAAAGGUGUUUUUCAGGAAAUGUAAUCACGACUUAAAAAAAGCUCUGUGUUAUGGGGGGACUUUUGUCUCCGACGUGUUUCGUGCGGUGCUGUGUUUGGUGGUUAGAAUAUCUCGAAUAGAUGGCCGUGUAGACAGUGGUGCAGUGUCUGUAAUAGAAGAAGUGCAUGCACUAGCCUCCAAAGUGGCGAUGUCCUUUCCAUACUUGCUUGUGAAAAGGCGUUCACUUCAAUAAACGUUUUCCUAUGUGGACCCUUGAAA